Messenger RNA from Sitodiplosis mosellana (orange wheat blossom midge), 1679 nucleotides. RefSeq names its product transcription factor grauzone-like. NCBI's taxonomy places the organism in Eukaryota, Metazoa, Arthropoda, Insecta, Diptera, Cecidomyiidae. Gene Ontology annotation, molecular function: zinc ion binding. The transcript is spliced from 6 exons. Gene Ontology annotation, cellular component: nucleus. The record is from RefSeq and is a predicted model, not a curated record. Bases 134 to 1633 code for a protein of 499 amino acids.
GUUGAUUUUGACUUUGACAGCUCGUCCAAUCUAUUUGUAAACUGUCCUUUAACAAUAAUAUUCCAUUGGUUUGCCGAGGGAAAAAUCGAAAACGACGUGUGAACAACGCAACAAAUAUCAUUUGGAUAAGAAUAUGUGCUUUGUAGUUGAUCAAUGCAUUUUAUGCAUAAAAAGUGAUCAAGAAAUUAUUCGGAUAUUCAGUGGACGGGGUCGAGAGUUGAAAAUAGCCGAAACAUUGGCUGAUCACUUUUGGUUUCGGGUGGAAGAUUUUAACAAUGAACCAAAUGGAAUAUGUUUAAAAUGUUGGGAUAAAACGCUGGUAUUCGAUCAAUUUUACAAGUCAGUUCAAGCGGCACAUUUGUUGCUAUUGAAUUCCAAAUAUAAAUGCCAUGAGCUUGAAAAUAUUGAAAUAAAAAGUGAAAUUAUUGGUACGGACGAUAUAUUAUCAACUGAAGAUGUCAUCGUUGACCACUCAACCUGUGAUUAUGGCACAUCAAACCACGAAGACGAUCAAAAUGCCAUCGAACAAAAAGACACAAACGCUCUCGAAUCACCGGUUAAAAAAUCGAAUUUGCUCCUAAGGGAACGAGGCUCAACAAUUGAACGGGAAUCGACAAUUGACAGACGAAAAGCGGUAGCACUCAAAAGAGAACCACCGGCUGAAGAAAAGCAUUAUACACCGCUGGAACUGGAAAUGGAAGCCAAAACGGCCGAUUAUUUCCAAAUGAACUGUGACUUAUGUUUGCAUCAAUUUGACUCGUGGAACGAUGCCAGAACGCAUUACCUAGACGAACACAAUGUUUUAAAGCCAUUCUUGAGAUGUUGCAAUCGAAAGUUUUUCCUACGCAGUCGAAUUAUCGAGCACAUCACAUGGCAUGUCGAUCCGAGCGCAUUUCACUGUACCAAAUGCCCGAAGAAAUUCCAUGAGAAAAGAACGUUGACCGCACACACGUUGCGGCAUUUGGAAGACGAGAAACGUAGUUUUGAGUGUCAUCAAUGUCAUAAACGAUUUUCAAGGCAACACAUCUUGAACCGUCAUUUGAGCGAUGUGCAUCCGAUCGGUGAUCAGAAGUUCAUUUGUGGCAUUUGUAAAAAGAAUUUUAAAUCGGAUCACAUACUAAAAAUGCACAUUUUAAAAGUGCACGAGCGAAUCGAUCAACGGAUAUGUGAUGUAUGUGCCAAAGUGUUUAAAACAAAAGAAGGAUUCCAGGAUCAUAUGAAAACGCAGCACAUGGGCAUCGAAGAGCCUCGAGUACAAUGCACGUUCUGUGGGGCAUGGCUCAAAAAUCGUGGCACUUUGAAUAAACACAUGAAAAUCCACACGGAUUCACCGCAAGUAUGCGAUAUUUGCCAUAAAAUGAAACCAACCCGGACCGCGUUGAACCAUCACAAACGACUCGUUCAUGGGGACGCCUCAUUCCAUUGUACCAUUUGCAAAAAGACAUUCAAACGACAACUUUCUUUGACGGAGCAUAUUGCAUCGCAUACCGGUGAAAAUCUCUAUAAAUGUCCCUACUGUACGAAAAUGUUCAAAUCCAAUUCAAAUAUGCAUAAACAUCGGAAGCAGGUGCACUUUGACAAAUGGACAGCCGAUCGAGAGUCGAAGAAGAAUGCUUUAUUCACGAAUCCAUAAAUUGUCCACUGGCUUUUCGAUAAAUAAAUUUUGAAAUAAGAACUGA